AUGGCUGAGCAGCAAUCAGCUGCAGGCUGCCUGAAUGGAAAGAAGGAGCCCCAAGCGUUCACCUGGGAGGUGAGGGCAAAUGACCGAAACUACCACGUGCAGUGCAGGAAGAAAUUCGCCUUCUGCCUGACCAGGAAGAAGUAUGCGGACAAUGCCAUUAAAACAGCCAAGUACAACCUCCUGACCUUCCUGCCACUAAACCUCUACGAGCAGUUGCACCGAAUGGCCAAUGUCUACUUCCUCUUUGUCAUCCUCUUACAGACCUUUCCAGAAAUCGCCACCCUGCCCUGGUACAGUCUCUUGCUCCCCUUGAGCUGCCUUCUCGCCAUCCGGGGCUUACGAGAUCUUAUUGAUGACAUUGGCCGUCACCAAAGUGACARGAAGAUCAACAACAGGCCAUGUGAAAUUCUGUCUGGGGAGAGGUUCCGCUGGCAGAAGUGGCGUGACAUCCGUGUUGGGGACAUUGUCCGUCUGCGCAAGGAAAACUUGGUCCCGGCCGACAUGCUCUUGCUGUGCAGCUCAGAGCCCAGCAGCUUGUGCUACGUGGAGACCGCAGACAUUGAUGGGGAAACGAACCUAAAGUUCAGGCAGGCUCUUCUGGUCACCCACCAGGAACUGGUGAGCGAGGAGAGCAUGGCUGYGUUUGACGGGAAAGUGAUCUGCGAGGAGCCCAACAGCCGGAUGCACAGCUUCACCGGCACGCUGGAGUGGAAGGGCGAGACCUACUCGCUGGACUGCGAGAGGCUCUUGCUGAGGGGCUGCAAGAUACGCAACACGGAYGUUUGCUAUGGCUUGGUUAUCUAUGCAGGAUUUGAUUCCAAAAUUAUGAGGAAUUGUGGAAAAAUCAAGCGGAAGAAAACCAAACUGAACCACAUGAUGGACAGACUGGUGAUCAUAAUCUUCCUGAUGCUGUUGGCCAUUUCAUUGUGCCUCGCCAUUGCUUCCGGAUUCUGGGCCAGGAGCUUCCAGGAGAAGCACAGCUACCUCUCCGCUCUCUACGAGCACACGACUCCUGCCAAGCAGGCCUUCUUCAACUUCUGGGGCUUCACAAUUCUCCUGAGCGUCAUUAUACCCAUGUCCUUGUAUAUAAUGUUUGAAUUCAUCUACYUGGUGAACAGCUGUUUUAUCAACUGGGAUUUGGAAAUGUAUUAUGCUACCAAGGACAUGCCAGCCAAAGCCAGAAGCACCAGCCUCAACGAUCAGCUUGGCCAGGUUGAAUACAUCUUCUCAGACAAGACUGGCACCUUGACGCAGAAUAUCCUGAGUUUCAAGAAAUGCUGCAUCAACGGGAAAAUCUAYGGUGUGGGCGCAGGCCAGGAGAACAGCCAGCCAUYGGGCUCAGAGUGGCCCUGGAGCCACAGUGCAGAGAAGAAGCUGGAGUUUUAUGACCCUGAGCUGCUGAAAGCCGUCCAGCUGGACACAGAYCCUGUGCUGAGGGAGUUCCUGAGGCUGUUGGCCCUCUGCCACACCGUCAUGGUGGAGGAGAACAACCACCGGCUGGUUUAUCAGGCAGCCUCACCCGACGAAGAAGCGCUGGUGCUGGCGGCCAGGAACCUGGGGUAUGUCUUUCUGGCCCGAACACAAGACACUAUCACCAUCAGUGAGCUGGGGGUGAAGAGGACGUACCAAGUGCUGGCCAUGCUGGACUUCAACAGUGAUCGCAAGAGGAUGUCCAUCCUGGUGCGAGACCCUGAGGGGACAAUCCGGCUCUACACUAAGGGGGCUGACACGGUGAUCCUGGAGAGACUGCACAGGCGGGRACCCCAUGAGACCAUCACUGAGGUGGCACUGGAUCACUUUGCCGCGGAGACCUUGAGGACUUUAUGUGUGGCCAGCAAGGUGGUGAGCGAAGCUGACUACAGCACGUGGAGCAGGAAGUACCAUGAGGCCAGUGUCCUGCUGCAGGAUCGUGCACAGGAGCUUGACAAGCUCUAUGAGGAGAUGGAGCAGAACUUGCAGCUGCUUGGGGCCACUGCCAUUGAAGACAAGCUACAAGACGGAGUCCCAGAGACCAUCCAACUGCUGAAACUGGGCAACAUUAAAGUGUGGGUGCUGACAGGAGAUAAACAAGAGACCGCCAUGAACAUUGGCUAUGCGUGCAAGUUGCUCACAGAUGACAUGGAGAUCCUGGAGGAGAAGGAGAUAAGUGAAAUCCUCGAGGCUUACUGGGUGAGCAACAACAACCUGAGUGGCACUGGGGAUGCUCUGUGUAGUGGCCACCUCUUCCAGCAGUGCCCAGAGGUCUCACACUGUAAGAAGAGAGCUCUCGUCAUCCAUGGAGACUUCCUGGACAAAAUCCUGCACACAGGAGAAGUGGUGAAGAAGGCAGCAGAGCGGAUGGGACAGCGGUCAGCUUGCUUCAAGCCAACAGGCUUGCUGGAACAAGACAGCCUGAUGCAGAGGGCAUUUGUGGACUUGGCCACGAGCUGCCAGGCUGUCAUCUGCUGCAGGGUGACCCCCAAGCAGAAGUCGCUCAUCGUGCAGCUGGUGAAGAAACACAAGAACGCCAUCACGCUGGCCAUUGGAGAUGGUGCCAAUGAUGUCAACAUGAUCAAAACUGCUGACAUCGGGGUGGGCAUCAGCGGGCUGGAGGGCGUGCAGGCCGUGCAGUGCAGUGACUAUGCGCUGGCUCAGUUCCGCUACCUCCAGCGCCUCCUGCUUGUCCACGGCCGCUGGGCUUACCUCCGCAUCUGCAAGUUCCUCCGCUACUUCUUCUACAAGACCUUCGCUGGCCUCAUGGCCCAGGUCUGGUUCGCGUUCCACAAUGGAUUCACRGCUCAGCCUUUGUAUGAGGGCUGGUUCCUUGCGCUCUAUAACAUGUUCUACACCACCUACCCUGUGCUCUCCAUGGGCCUUCUGGAGCAGGAUGUAAGUGCCAAGAAGAGUCUGGAGUUCCCUGAACUUUAUGUGAUUGGGCAGCGAGACGAGCUCUUCAACUACCGUACCUUUGCUGUGACCCUCCUGCACGGCGUCAGCACCUCACUUGCCAGCUUCUACAUUGCGCUCUGGGCCUUUGAGGACAGAGUUGGCAGCAACGUUGCUGGGGACUAUGAGUCCUUUGCCGUCACUGUUGCCACAUCAGCUUUUCUUUCAGUGAUCAUGGAGAUCAUCAUGUACACAAAGUUCUGGACUGCAUUGUCCUUCCUGAUGGUCACAGCCAGCGUGCUAUUCUUCUGUCUCUUCUCCUUCCUGACCCAAAACUUCAAUGCCUUCAGAUUAGCCCCUGCUGUCUUCCGCUUCCCAGAUGCCAGCAAGAAUGCCCUGACYGACCCGUAUGUUCUGCUGAUUGUCCUGCUCUCCUUGGUGGUGAACACUGUCCCCUCACUCACCAUCCGCUUCUACCGUACUGUCAUGGGCAAAACCACCAUUCAGCAGAAGAUCCACUUGAAGACGAAGCGGCAGCCGGAGCCCUCGGUGGAGCUGCGCGCUCACAUCCGYCGCGGCUCCUUUCGUCGCCGUUCCGGUUAUGCCUUCUCCCACCAGGAAGGCUAUGCAGGUCUCAUCACCCGGGGGGACAGCCUGCGUGUGAAGGGUGCCUGCAGCCCUAUCUCGAGUGCCCUUCGCCAAGAAGAAGCCUCCGCUUCAUCCUCCCUCCAUGUGGCCUCUGCAUAA
This is a messenger RNA of Nothoprocta perdicaria, 3612 nucleotides long. RefSeq names its product ATPase phospholipid transporting 8B3 (gene ATP8B3). Gene Ontology annotation, biological process: Golgi organization; phospholipid translocation. The record is from RefSeq and is a predicted model, not a curated record. Bases 1 to 3612 code for a protein of 1203 amino acids. The transcript has 27 exons. NCBI's taxonomy places the organism in Eukaryota, Metazoa, Chordata, Aves, Tinamiformes, Tinamidae. Gene Ontology annotation, cellular component: plasma membrane. Gene Ontology annotation, molecular function: magnesium ion binding; ATP hydrolysis activity; ATPase-coupled intramembrane lipid carrier activity.